AUGAUUAAUUUAUUAUCGCUAUGUUUGUGGUUGACUACUGCGGUUUUGGUUGUUACUGGUCAAUAUUACAUAAACCCGCAAGUGCAGGUUCCAAUCAAACCGUAUCCGUAUCCGUAUCAAUAUUAUAAGGCACCCGCUCCAACCGAAAUUGUAAUUCCGCCGACUACACGAUACCUGACCGGUUAUGACGUCUUACACUCUUAUGAACCUGUCGAAAAACACGGUUACAAGUAUUCUUACUGA
Messenger RNA from Macrosiphum euphorbiae (potato aphid), 243 nucleotides. Lineage: Eukaryota; Metazoa; Arthropoda; Insecta; Hemiptera; Aphididae. The record is from the annotation of a GenBank genome assembly.